This is a messenger RNA of Aphanomyces astaci, 1973 nucleotides long. RefSeq lists its product as hypothetical. The transcript has 9 exons. Lineage: Eukaryota; Oomycota; Saprolegniomycetes; Saprolegniales; Verrucalvaceae. The record is from RefSeq and is a predicted model, not a curated record. Gene Ontology annotation, biological process: lipid metabolic process. Bases 40 to 1926 code for a protein of 628 amino acids.
CCAGUAUCAAGUCCGAAUAGCACGGCGAGGACAUCUCACAUGACGCAGUGCAUACACAUCACGCCACGUGCCUACAUCCUGCCCUUCCUACUACUCCUGCUGUGCCAUCACCUUCCUCUAUGGGUCUUCUGGGCCGCCCUCAGUCCUCCGACAACAAAUGAUGAGGACGCAUGCGACCGCACGUUCUCACAAUGGAUAUCCCAGACCUUUGUGCUUCAUCUUGCCAUUCCUGUUACGUGUAUCGUGUCGAUCAUUGUGACGUUUCUCUCGCCAAUCCAUCGGCCCCAUGCCAACCGCAGGACAUGCUUCAGUGAAACCCCGCUCAUUGUGGCCGUGUUCCUGCUUUACGUGGCCCUCGCCUCGUGGGAUGCGUACGGCAUCCAUCGAUCCCGCAGGUGUUUCCCAGCGUCCCUCCACCACCGCGGUGGCAUCCUCGCAUUCGACCUCACCGUCUCCAUCCUCGUGCUUCUCGCGUGGAUCGCGUCCAUGUGUUCAGCGUCGCCGCUCUCGGAGGCCGACAUGCGCGCCAAAUUCACCAGUCGGCUGCGCUGUCUCACGUACGCGUUCGUCUGUCGACGCUACGACAACGACGACGAAACCACCGACAUGUUCUCCUUCCUCGCCGAAUCCAUGGCGCAGUUCUUCUACGUCCGUCGCCGCGACCACGAGACGCCCCUGCCGCUUCCCGAUGUCCUCUUCGCCCUCCAUCUCGUGGCCAAGCGCCAAGCCAGCGAGCGUCAACUGCUGGCGCCCCCGUCGCCGUCGACUGUCAUGACGGACCCGUCCAUAUUUGACGACGCCAUCCAAUACGGCAAACUGGCGGGCGGGAUCUAUGGCUGGCGGCUCUUCCUCUACUACAACCCGCUCUCGUGCCACAAGGUGCUCGCGUGCUGCCAGUCGCGCGACGUCCGGCGCCACCUCAACGCGGUCCGCGCGCACUCGGCGAGCCGCCAUGGCCCCCGCGACGACGUGUCGUUCGUGUGCUACGCCGGCGUCACACACACAUCCGUGCAGUACAUUUCCGGCGCCAACGAACUGUUCAAAGUGCCGUUUUCAGUGUGCCGAGACGACGUCAAGAAGGAGGUCGUCGUCGCCAUCCGCGGCUCCUUCUCAUGGCAUGAUGUGCUCACGGACGCGUUGGGCCGGACGGUGCCCAUGGCAGCCCACGAAGCCACCAGAGACGAUGGCAGCACCAUCUACACACACGAAGGCGCGCUGCGGUCUGCAAGGCAUUUGCUUCACGAGCUUCAAUCGGGCACCCUACGGGCGUUGUUUUGGGAUUUUGCCCAAUCGAAUUGCCGCCGGGACGACCCCAACGCAUCAUGGCGGGUCGUUCUGACCGGCCACUCGCUCGGCGGCGGCAUCGCGGCGCUGCUGACGCUCAUGCUGCGCAAGGACUUGAGUGUCCACGGGUUUCUCUUCGCGCCCAUGGCCGUGCUGGACGGCAGCACGGCAGACUGGUCGGCUCCGUUCAUGACCACGUUCAUCUACGGCGACGAUUGGAUCCCGCGCCUCACGACGUCCAACCUUAUGCGCCUCCGCAACGAGAUCAUGGUUGCGUAUCAGCAUGUAUCGAAUGCGUUGCUGUUGUCCGUGUACUUGGCCUGGUUCAACCCGACGCGACUGAUGCCACAGAUUCACCCCGAGUGGACCGACCUGGAACUUCUAGAGCCGGAUGCAGCCACGGCAUUAGCCAUCCCCGGCACGAUCUUUCAAAUUGCCCCAACCCAACCAGCUAGGAUGUGCCCAUGUGAAAAACUCCUGGGACGACAGGAGCUGGAGUGUGUCCGGCGCCACCGCCAUGAGUUUGAUCGGAUUUGGGUAACUUAUCGAGCCGUGGUGGACCAUUUCCCACAUCAUUAUGACCAAACGCUGUUGCGCAUGCAGCAAAGCAUGCGCGAAACCCAAGCCCACGACGUUCUAUAAGUCCUGGUAUUAAUAUAUACUAGUACUACAUAGUAGUACUUCCUCCG